Diprion similis is the source of this 2059-nucleotide messenger RNA. RefSeq names its product gamma-1-syntrophin (gene Syn2). Bases 430 to 1968 code for a protein of 512 amino acids. NCBI's taxonomy places the organism in Eukaryota, Metazoa, Arthropoda, Insecta, Hymenoptera, Diprionidae. The transcript is spliced from 10 exons. The record is from RefSeq and is a predicted model, not a curated record. Gene Ontology annotation, cellular component: intracellular anatomical structure; dystrophin-associated glycoprotein complex. Gene Ontology annotation, molecular function: protein binding; structural molecule activity.
GCGAGGCGCUGAGCAUGGCGACGUCCUCUUGACAGUAGCGAGCACGAAAUGUCGAUAGAGAAGACGAACUCUCGACGGUGUUUUUUGGCGAAAUCCGCGAAUCGGUCCGGGUGAACCGAGGUCUGAAGCCUCGGUGAUAUCUUUCGCGUUUGUUCGCCGCGCAUUUUCGGACGGGAAAACCUCCGUGAGACAUGAAAAAUAAUACCGGGCGGCGCGUCGAGGCGCCCUGCACUCGCUACUUUGACGCUAUUGCCGAGACGAUUAACUGCAGCUUCGAUGUGGCCAGCACUGGUUAUUAUUGGCCCAUGAAGGGCACCGCCUCAGAGCACGCUGGGAGUCCCGAUGCACUUCUGCUUAUUCCUCGCGUUCCUAUUACUCUUCUCUAUUUUAUCGAUGAUCAAUUUGUCAAGGGGGAAUAAUUCGUGAAUUAUGAGAAUCAACUCGAGUAAGAUGAGCACUCCGAUCGAGGAGAAGAUAUACCAGAACCUCAAGGUUCGGACUGGUAUGGUGACUGUGAGCGAUGGAAAGAGCAAGCCGAUUCCUAUGCGGCUCCAUCUCUCGAUGGAGGUUCUCAAACUGCAGCGAGAGGACACUGAGCAGGCUAUGAAUCACAACAAGCCGCCAUUAGACGCGAAAGAAAGAAUGGUUCAGAUAACCAGACAGAAGAUAGGAGGACUGGGACUCAGCAUCAAAGGAGGCGCCGAGCACAAACUUCCGGUUCUCAUAUCCAGGAUUUAUAAGGGUCAAGCAGCCGACCAGUGCGGCCAACUUUUCGUUGGCGAUGCCAUCAUCAAGGUGAAUGGAGAGUACAUUACAGCCUGCCAUCAUGACGACGCUGUAAACAUAUUGAGAAACGCUGGGGACUUGGUGGUUCUCACGGUGAAACAUUAUCGGGCGGCAAAGCCGUUUCUACAGAAGAAUGCAGAGAAGGAGGAAAAACUGGAUAACGCCAGUAACGAGGUUGUAGAAGACGGUUGGAUUUCACCAAGCAGAAGAUCUGGCAGUCCUAGAUGCGGCCACAGCAGGCACAGCUCGAACGCCUCCUCAACUUCAAUUCAGGACAAAAAAUGGCUCGAUAUCAUAACCGUACCUCUGAUGAUGGCGUACGUGACGAGAUACAUAUUUGGUACAGACAAGCUGAGAAGAAACGCGUUCGAAGUGCGUGGCUUGAACGGUUCAAGAACCGGAGUAAUUCAUUGCGAUGACAGCGCGAUUUUGAGCCAGUGGCUGAAAUUCAUCACCGACAACGUGACGGGGGUGACGCAUCUACAGAUGAAACUAUACAACCGUAACUUCAGCGUUGGCGAACGGAUUGAGUACAUGGGAUGGGUGAACGAGGCUGUGAGUAAUAGUAACCAACCCUGGCAGAGCUAUAGGCCAAGAUUUCUGGCGUUGAAAGGCCCGGAUUUACUGCUAUUCGAAACGCCUCCGUGCAAUAUCGGCGACUGGUCUCGCUGCGCGUUGACGUUCAAAGUUUAUCAGACGAUGUUCAGGGUGAUGAAAGAGUCCGAAAACGUCGACGAGAGACAGCAUUGCUUCCUGGCUCAGAGUCCUGGAAAAUCGCCGCGUUAUCUGAGCGUUGAAACAAGGCAGGAACUCCUGAGGGUCGAAGCGGCUUGGCACACGGCAGUUUGCUCGGCCGUGACGCAUCUCAAAAGUCAGACUUUCCCGGUGACAUUUAGCGGCAGAAGUUCAACCCUAACUUUAGAAUGGACUCAGGGUUUCACCCUUGCCUACGAAAACGGAGGUGAAAUUAUAUGGAAGUAUAAAUUCUCCCAGCUUCGAGGCUCCAGUGACGACGGCAAAAGUCGCCUGAAGCUCCACUUUCAGGAGCCAGAAACGAUCGCGAUCGAGACUAAGGAAUUGGAAUGCACUCAGCUGCAGAAUCUCCUUUUCUGCAUGCACGCGUUUUUGACAGCAAAAGUGGCAGCCGUAGAUCCGACAUUCCUAACAUCCACGACUCCGUAACGCAUCGAGAAACGUUAAAAACGGCGUCAGUAGCAGGAAAAUCGGGCAAAGAAGAUCGAAAACAAGGAGUCUUGACAGAGAAAAUUAAGUU